GCCAAAGUUGUAGCUACCACCACACACUCACAGCAAUUUAGCAACUCAAAAUUAACUAUAAAUUGGUUUGAAAUGCCUUUGAUUGUCAAAGAUUACACAUGGACACAGACAGAAAUGAUUGUUUACAUAAAUGUACCAUUAAAAGGAGUAAAGGUUGGGAAAGUAGAUAUCUUUUCCACAGACGAAUAUCUGAAGGUACAUUUCCCCCCGUUUUUAUUUGAAGCCUUCCUGUCUGAGCCGAUAGAUGAUGACAAAAGCACAGCAAAAAUUGGAAAUGGAGUUGCAGUUUUCACAUUGCAGAAAAAGAAGGAGAGACUGUGGGAACACCUUGUGAUUAAUAACAAUGACAAAGACAAAUCGAGAGAGAUCAGGGAAAGAGCACUCUUGAAAGCCCAGGAAAAGCUUGCUGCUGAGUCGAAAGCCAAAGCCACGAAAACACAAGAAGAAAGAAAAUAUGCACUGGAGACCAUGAUGAAGCUUGAAGAAGAGGGGAGAGCCAAGAUCCAGAAAAUGAAGGAUGAUGAAUGUGAGAAAGCAACAGCACAGUUGGAGGCAUGGAAACUGAAGCAGAGACAAAUAGCAGAGGAGGAGGCCCAACUAAAGCUACAAAGUCAGAGAAUCAAGGUUGACAAACAAAGCAAAUCGGAAAAGAUACAUGUACCCAGAACAUCAGACCAAUGCAAGGUCAAGCAUGAUCAGAAAAACAGUGUUCAAUCAAUCAGCAAGAAAAAACAGGUGGAUUUGCCAGCUCCAAGAUCCACAGGCAACAUUCAAAUCAAGUUCACACCACGAGUGUUUCCCACGGCCCUACGAGAAUCAAGAGUACCAGAGGAGGAAGAGUGGCUUCAGAAGCAGGCCGAGGCCAGAAGGGCAAUAAAUGUAAACCUGGCAGAGCUGAAGGACCUGACAGAAGAAGAGAGGAACCCUGACUGGUUAAAGGAGAAAGGAGACAAAUUGUUUGCAACAGGUAACUACUUGGCUGCGAUCAAUGCUUACAGCCUUGCCAUAAAGCUUAACAGAAAGAUUCCUACCAUAUAUUCAAACCGUUCUGCUUGUCACUUGAAACUAAGGAAUCUUCAUAAAGCCAUUGAGGAUUCCUCUUGGGCACUUGAUCUGUUGACGCCACCCGUGGCUGGCAAUGCAGGUGCCAGAACAAGAGCUCAUGUAAGACGAGGCACAGCUUUUUGUGAACUGGAGCUCUAUACUGAAGGUCUGUGCAACAUCAACAAGGGCAUUUCUCAAGCUAUAUGGCUCCCCUUGGCACUUUCUAUUUUAGUUUUAGAUCUCAUUGUUAUUCAUACUUGGACAAGUGAAAUGCAAAAAAGAGAAUACUUUGCACAAUACACUGCAUCUCAGUGCUAGAGGUGUCACUACAGACACCCUGGUUCGAAUCCAGGCUGUAUCACAACCGGCCAGGAUUGAGAGUCCCAUAGGGUGGCGCACAAUUGGCCCAGCGUUGUCCGGUGUAGGCUGUAAUUGUAAAUAAGAAUUUGUUCUUAAUUGACUUGCCUAGUUAAAUUUAAAAAACAAUGUAAAGAUUAUGUACUGUAGCCCCAGAGAUGGGUGUUUUGUACUUUACCCUCUGUAACACUGACCUCUGCUGGCUAAAAAGUAGAUUCUUUUGUUUGUUCUGCCCAGAAUGAAAAGCCGACUGGCCUUGUGACUGAAAUAAUGCAGCUGUGGAUAUCCUAGGCUAGGAAGUAGGGAUAGUUGGUUUAGCAGCCUAUGCCUACCAUGGCUGGUGCAGUCAGCUAAACUUUUUUUCUCUUGGAAAUAUUUUCAUAGGUCUUCAAGAUUACCAGGCUGCUUUGACAAUUGAUCCUCAAAAUGAAACUCUACAAGCUGACACACACAAAAUCAGACAAAUCAUCCAAGGGAGUGCACCCUGU
This is a messenger RNA of Salvelinus namaycush (lake trout), 1889 nucleotides long. It is a transcript of the gene dnaaf4, whose product is annotated as dynein axonemal assembly factor 4. Gene Ontology annotation, biological process: heart development; outer dynein arm assembly; inner dynein arm assembly. Lineage: Eukaryota; Metazoa; Chordata; Actinopteri; Salmoniformes; Salmonidae. Gene Ontology annotation, molecular function: nuclear estrogen receptor binding. The record is from RefSeq and is a predicted model, not a curated record. Bases 73 to 1362 code for a protein of 429 amino acids. The transcript has 8 exons.